AUGGUCAGCCGUUUUGAACACCCUGCUGGAGGCUAUAAGAAGAUCUUCGAGACGGUGGAGGAGAUGAACGAACCUCUUCCAGCAACCGUCACUGGACGCAUCCCGUCCUUUAUAAAGGGCAGUCUGCUGCGUUUGGGUCCCGGCCUGUUUGAGGCAGGAGCUGAGCCGUUUUACCAUCUGUUUGACGGGCAGGCGCUCAUGCACAAGUUUGACUUCAGCAACGGACAGGUCACUUAUUUCCGCAAGUUUGUGAAAACAGAUGCGUAUGUGCGCGCCGUAACAGAGAAACGGGUGGUCAUCACGGAGUUCGGGACCUGUGCGUAUCCAGAUCCCUGCAAGAACAUCUUCUCCAGGUUCUUCUCGUAUUUUAAAGGCGUUGAGGUGACGGACAACUGCCUGGUGAACGUUUAUCCUAUUGGGGAGGACUUUUAUGCCGUCACAGAGACUAAUUACAUCACUAAAGUUAACGUGGACACUUUGGAAACACUGAAAAAGGUUGAUAUGUGUAAUUAUGUAAACAUCAAUGGAGUCACGGCGCAUCCUCACAUCGAGAGAGACGGGACGGUCUACAACAUUGGAAACUGCAUGGGCAAAGGAGCGUCGCUGGCCUACAAUAUCGUCCGAAUCCCUCCUACACAAAAGGACAAAUCUGACCCCAUUGAAAAGUCCAAGGUGGUGGUGCAGUUCCCAAGUGCUGAGAGGUUCAAGCCAUCCUAUGUGCACAGUUUUGGGAUGACGGAGAAUUACUUUGUCUUUGUGGAGACACCUGUGAAAAUCAACCUGCUGAAGUUUCUGAGCGCCUGGAGCAUCAGAGGAUCCAACUAUAUGGACUGCUUCGAGUCGGAUGAAGAGAAAGGCACCUGGAUACACAUUGCGAGGAAACACCCAGGAGAGUACAUUGACUAUAAGUUCAGGACCUCAGCGAUGGGUCUUUUCCAUCACAUCAACUGCUAUGAAGAUUCAGGGUUCAUCGUGUUUGACCUGUGUGCCUGGAAAGGCUUUGAGUUUGUCUACAACUAUCUGUGGCUGGCAAACCUCCGUGCCAACUGGGAAGAGGUUAAAAGAAAUGCCAUGAUCGCCCCGCAGCCCGAAGUCAGGAGAUACGUCAUUCCUCUGGAUCCCUUCAGGGAGGAGCAGGGCAAAAACUUGAUCUCUCUGCCCUACACCACAGCCACUGCAACAAUGCGUGCGGACGGGACCAUCUGGCUCGAACCCGAGGUGCUUUUCUCUGGCCCACGUCAAGCUUUCGAGUUUCCUCAGAUCAACUACAAAAUGGUCAAUGCGAAGAAUUACACAUAUGCCUAUGGACUGGGACUCAACCAUUUCGUCCCUGACAGGAUUUGCAAGCUGAAUGUGAGGACUAAGGAGACCUGGGUAUGGCAGGAGCCUGACUCGUACCCUUCGGAGCCGCUGUUUGUACAGACUCCUGACGGAGUGGAUGAGGACGAUGGUAUCCUCAUGACAAUCGUGGUGUCUCCUGGAGCCCAGAGACCAACAUACUGCCUGAUCCUGAAUGCUAAGGAUCUGUCGGAGAUCGCCAGAGCAGAAGUGGAAAUCCUGACUCCGGUCACUUUCCAUGGGAUGUACAAACCAUAAACCCACUGA
Danio aesculapii is the source of this 1605-nucleotide messenger RNA. RefSeq names its product retinoid isomerohydrolase RPE65 a (gene rpe65a). Gene Ontology annotation, biological process: retinal metabolic process; zeaxanthin biosynthetic process. The transcript is spliced from 14 exons. The record is from RefSeq and is a predicted model, not a curated record. Lineage: Eukaryota; Metazoa; Chordata; Actinopteri; Cypriniformes; Danionidae. The coding region runs from base 1 to 1596 and encodes 531 amino acids. Gene Ontology annotation, molecular function: retinol isomerase activity; beta-carotene 15,15'-dioxygenase activity; all-trans-retinyl-ester hydrolase, 11-cis retinol forming activity.